GUUCUAAUGGCCCACAAAAACCAUUGAUACUGCUGCUACACGUAACGUACCACAUAAAAGUAAACCCGCUCUUAAAAAUAAAAGCAGUUAUCAUUCAUGCUGAGUGGGUUCUCGCCAAAAUACAAACACGUCAUUAGAAUCUAAUCAGCUUCCCCUGGACAAACUGGAUAAAGAUUCAAAAUGUAUCCAGUGCCAUAUGUUUUCUCUAUCUAAGCCUGCUGUCUGUCUAUACAUAGAAUAUGAUCGCUUUAUUUCUCCAGUCGUGACUCAGCAGUCCUCGUGUCUAAAGAAAGCAGUGGUGCACAGCUCCUCCAACAGGUAUUUUGCCACUGACAUAAGGGUUGGAAGCACUAGAUGGAACAUUACAGUCACAUAGGGGUUCCCCUUAUAUCAGCUGAGCACAGGACCUCACCAUUACCCAGCGAUAUAGGGGACACCAGAGGGAAAUCGGACCCAGUUCAGAUAAUUACAUCUGAAUAUAUAGGCAAAGGGGGAAUAUUCUAGACGUUUAUAGUUACAUGUCAGGAGUUCAUUACAGCUUACCGGUGCGGUUUCAGAAUAUUUUAGUUUGGACUGAGCACCCCCCGCAAAUCACGGAACGUGGAUUGUUCUUAAAAUGGCGGCGGUGUCUGUCAGUGUGGAGUGAAACUUUCCUAUUUUUAUUUUUAAAAAUUGUCCUUUUCUAACGUAUUUUGUCGACAGCGGUCCUCUGUUUGUGAAAAUAAUUAGUAUUGGAACACAGAGACGUUUGGCACUGAUCACCACGAGCGACUGAAGUCAUUCAGGGCUCCGUUUUUGAUCGCCAAAUCGUUGGGCUUCCCUCGAAGUUGACGGUGGCUAAGUGCCUGACAUUGCGAUCAUACCGACUGUUGUUGUCAUCAGAUUGCUCAACGCGGAACCGUCAGUGAAAUCGGAUUUCUACCGAACAGCUAUCUAGCUUGUAAGUCAAAGUGCGUCGAAUACGACAAGGCGCCUUUUCGUUCCGCUGGAUACCUUCAGGGCAGGUCGGAGAUACUGAGGACGUGUCACGUCACCUGUCAGUUGAAAUAAAUAGGUGGUGUUGGAUGUCACCACGAGUCAGUGUCAGGCAGAAUUUGGUUUGCUAGCAACGUCCGUCCUGGCAAAUCAAAUGGAGAAGCUCCAGGACUUGAGCCAAUCAGAGCUGCAGGAGCUACUGGACACCCCAGAGAGGGUGGAGUCUAUGGCCCUGGAGUCUGACGAGAUCCAGAACAUUCAGCUGGAGAGAGAGAUGGCGCUGGCAUCAAAUCGCAGCCUGGCCGAGCAAAACCUGGACAUGAAGCCUCGUCUGGAGUCACAGAAGGAAGUGCUGGUGGAGCGAUAUUCUCAGCUAGAGGCCAUCAGGGAAACUUACAGAAAACACUGCUCCUUAAGAGAUGGGAUGGUGGGUCAGGUGUCUCCAGAGGCAUUGUUUGCCAGACUACAGACCGAGGGCAGCAAAACAGAGGCAGAGUCAGAGGCUCUAGCUGAUCAGUUUCUGGAGGGCUCUCUGACAUUGGACUCCUUCCUCGACGGCUUCCUCUCUCUGCGAUCCCUCGCUCACAAACGACGGGUGCGGAUAGAGAAGCUCCAGGAGAUCUUGCGACAGAGGAGCGAGGGCAAUCCCACCGCCAUGACAUCAUCAGCAGCUAUCAGCCAGGACUCCACCGCCACGCCCUCACCAUGGAAUCAGCAGACAACAACGGCAACAACGACAAAUCAGCAACAGCCGAACUCCAAACCUCAGACCUCCAGCUACCAAAACCCCACGCAGCCAGUGUCCUCAUCGGCAGGGGGCUCCUCUGGCCUUCCUUACAGCCCGUACCCUGUCACUCCCCCCAACCCUACUCCUGCAGCGCCCUCUGGCCCUACUAAUCCCCCAUCACAGUUCCCUCCAUACCCAGGUUCUGGCUCACCAUUCACCCCAGCAGGGAGCUACCCUGGCCCCAGGCCUGCUUUUGGGCCUCCUGCUCCUGCUUCCUGUCCUUACCCCACCCAGCCAUCCUUCCCUGCCCCACACCCGGGCUCAGCAUUUGGCCAGUACACCCCUAGCCACCCUCAAAGGGGCCCAACACCCUAUCCAGCCUCUUACAGCUACGGCGGCUACAGCUACCCAGCUGGUCCCACCUAUUCCAAUUCUCAGUCACCAACAGGAAGACCCAUGUACAGACCUGGAUAUGGAGUUCCACAGCCGUACUCCUGAAAGCACUACUGCUCAGUUCUUCUCACUUCUUCCCUUCUUUGCUGUCUCACUCUUCUCUCUCCCUGAUCUCCAGCCUCAUCACCCCAAUACCCACUCCUCUUCUCUUUUUACCUUUUCUAUACUCCCUCUUUCCUUUCCUUUCAUGCUCCCAGAUUCAAGAGGUCUCUUGCUUUACUUAUCUUUGUUGCACUAUUUCUCUCUUUCUCUAAUAAUCAGUCUGUUGAUCUCUCAGCCUUUCUCUCUCUCCUUUUCCCUUUGUCACCCAACAGCCCACCAACUCCCCCAUAUUAGUCUCAGGUUGUUGCGUUGUAUUUAAGUGUUAAAGCACCUGUAUCUUCAUAUGCUCACUGUCCUCUCUCUCCAUUGCUCCCUGCCUCCUCCUCCUCUUCCAUUUCAGGUGUGUGUGUGUGUGUGUGUGUUGCUAUUUGGCAAUCAGAAAGUCCUCAAAAACACAAAAGUGCACUCCCCCUUUUGACAAAUACAAAAUCUUUGUAACACUACAUCAGUGUCCAGUAGCUAGCUGACCAGAAUCCGUUUGAUUGACAUUAUUAUUCAUGAGCACCGUCUGCAGUGAUUAAACAACUCGUAAUGGAAGGUUUAUGUCCCGGGCUAGUUUAUUCAUCUAAGUAAUAAUUAAAUUGGAAAAGUGGAUGGCUGUUAUAACAUCUGACUCUCAUAUUAAGUUCAGUUAAGAUGCAGGGUUUCUCAGCUGUAGCUCUUCCAUACACUUGCUUUCUCCAAACAUAAAUGUACUAAGAGUAGCAGGUGCAUUUCAUUAUGCACAACAAAGUGUGGAAAGUGGGCAGAAGAAUCACCAGUAGCUCUAGAAACCAGUCACCCUUCAGUUUCUUCAACCAAAGAACCUUGUGACAUUGACAGUGCUUUGUUUUUUUCCCUUUAAUUUAACAUUGAAAGAGGAAGUUAGCUGCAGCUGUGUGUCAGCAGCUGUGUUUCCCUUUUCCCCCCUGUAAGGUCAAACCAGGAAGUGGUGAUGCAGCAGUUACUCACAGUUGGGAACAACCAACUGCUGUUCUUUUCUGUUAUUAUUAUUUUGGUAUUUUGUCCUCUGAAUAGUUAAUGAUUUUUAGAUGAACUAACAAAAAUGUAUGACAAUAAGUCACAUAUCAGCCUGGUGCCAGGACUACACAAGCUCUGAGCAAGAAAAUAAUUUGAGAGGCCAAACAGCCCCAGCUACAGUUUUGGAACUGACCCAAAGGCUUUCUUAGACUUGUGUUUUAUACAGCAGUGCUAGUCCUACUUUUAGAUUCCUUUGUUUUCUUUAAAUAUAAAUAGAAGCAAAAGUUUAAAGCUGCUUCAUUAAUUGAUUUUUUUGGCCACUUCAGGGUGCUAGAAAAUGUAUUCCACCAUAACAGCAUAGACAUACUAUGACCUUGUAAAAGUGAUAUUAACAAACAUUUGUGGAUUCCCAUAUCCAGAACAUUAUUAGCAUUAAUUUGGUUAGUCUCUUUGUUUGGUCUUGGUUGGUCUCCACUCCUGAGAAAGAUAUUUUGUUCUUAAGCCCCAAAAUGCUCAAAUUUGAUGAGAAUACAGUUUAGUUAGAAAACCUACAGGAUGAGAUAAAAGCAGGACUGCCACUACUAAUUAUUUUCAGGAUUAACUGAUUAAUCAUUUAGUCCAUUAAAUGUCAGUAAAUUCAGGAAAAAAAAAUGCUCAUCACAUUUUCACAAAGUGUCUUCAAAUUGCAUCUUUUCGCCAACCAACAGUCCAAAAGUCCAAAUACUGAUUACAUUUAAGAAACUGGAGCAAUUGACAUUUUGACAUUUUUGCUUUAAAAAUGACCUAAACUAGUAACUGAUUAUUAAAAUAGUUGACUAAUGGUUGCAGCUCUAGGCUUUUAUGUUGAAGGGAACUGCAGACCUUGAUAAUAUUUCUCUGUUUGUCAUUGUGAACAACAUCUUUCACAUUACACAGCCAUCUGAUUAACUGUUAUGUAAAUAUAAAUAUUAUAUAAUAAUAAUGAUUAGUGCAUCUUUAAGAAAUGGAUGAGUCUUUAAAAAAUUUUCUUUCCUGUAUAUAGUAAAUUCAGUUCAAUUUUAAUGCCUUCCCCAAGGCACGUUUCCAUUUCCUUGUCCCAAAUAACAACCUCAGCAGGAUAUGUCGGGAACUUUCAUUUUCAAUUGCUAGCAGUCUUUGGUAGCAUACAAUAUUUCCUCAAAUUAAAAGGCUGUAAAGGCUUCCUCCAAAUAAAGGCCAGGGGAAAAUCCUAGUUCCUGUUAUACAUGGAAUGUACAUACCAUGUACCAUCUACUAUCUGUAUUAUCUACUUUAAUUUAAUAAAUUCAGCAGUAUAAACAUGCUGUUUUCAACACAUGUAAAUGCUGCCUUUCAGUCACUGUAGGUGUGUAUGUGUGUUAAUGUACCAGCCAAACUAUAUAUUUUGUGUUAUUAACAGCAUAAUACACUAACGAAAAUUUUAAUAGGGAAAAUGGUUCCAUAUUAUGAAGCAAGGGGACUUCAUACUAAAAUGAAACCAGUCAUGCUUAACGGAGAGAAUUGGAAAUAAAGGCCUGUUGCCAUUAAAGGCCUGGUGCCCUCUGCAUCAGAGGUAAAUAAAAGUCCCUGCCAUUAUUUGAGGAAAUACAGUAUCUUACAUUUGUAGUUUCAUGUAUGUAGCUUAUUCAACAAAUAGCAAAACAAGGCUGAAAGGGAGUUCUACCAGAUAUUUGUAAAAUUCUAGAGAACGUGCUGCUGUGGAAGACAGAUGUUUGCCACAGCAUACAGCUAGUUAGCUUAAGUGACUAAUGUUACAGAUUGCCCACUUGUCCAACAAAUAUAACAACAGUUCUGCAUUAAGACUUAAGAACUGUUCAGUCCUAAAGCGUCUUCACAUUUUAAAUGACUUUGUUUCCUGCUUGUUUGGGACUAUUGGCCCAGCAAGUACAUAGAGCUUGGCAGAUUUAUAAACAAAUGCAAAUCCCCACUGAUGAAGGAUGGUUUUCUUAUACUCUGAGCAAAUCAAGUGAAAACGUUUCAUUUGGUUUUGAGGUGUGCAGAGAAAUCCAGAUUAUUUAAUGUGGAUUUAGGGGCAGAGACAGGAGCAGUGUAGUCCUGUAGUAACACCCUGACAUGAGACAGUGAUACCUGCUGGAAUCUCAGUUGUUCACAGACCAGUUUGAAUAAACUUAGAAACAAACAUGGUUCCAAUUCUUUGUUCCCCUUUGUAUCCUCCCCAACAACGCUUUUUCACCUCACCUCCUCUCCAUCACCCCCCUCUGCCUCCUCCUCCUAGCCCACAUCUGCUCUUUUGAACAUGAACGAUGAUUACCAGAAGAAAAUAGUUUUAUUUCUAUACAUUCACACCAUCAUUGAGAAUACCUAUGGUAUGAAGAGUUUAAUGGAGCGAAAAUACAAUGGUUUGCGAUCAGCUCUGUGUUAAUCAAUUCCAAUAGUAUCAUUGAAAUUGCAUUGUAGGUAACUGAUGAAGAUAAUUUUUGUAUUGUUUACAAGUAGAUCCCGCCUCUCUAAACAAUAUGGUGAACAUGAAAUUGUUACCUUGAGAUGUAAUAUUUCAUCAGACUAAUCAUGUUUAAUCUUUUACAUCUCCUCUCAGAGCACUUUAUUAGUAUUGUUUCAAAAGCUACAAAGCAGCUAUACAGUCCAGUAAGAUUUCCUCCCAGGAGAAAAUAUCAUCAGUCGUGUGAGCAGACUGAAGGGAAUUCAGAGGUGCUGUAACAAUGUCAGGAAGUCUUUAAAGUGCCAAUAGUGUCAAAUAGACAUGUUGUAAAUUCAGAAUAUUGUUUUAAGAUAUCACAAUAUUCUUUUCCUCAGAGAGCCAGGCUGUAUCUUAAAGCGACUGAAUUGAAUCCUAAUUGGUUCCAGUCUCUAAAAUGCUGUACUGCUAUUAAACGAAGCAAGGAAAUCGCAGAAAGCACCUCAGGUGGUGUACUGUAUAGUAAGGUCAUUGAAUCAGCCAUUAAAUUACAUUUUAAAAAGUGUAUUUGCAGCAAGAUGAAGAAGUUAAAAGGUAGUUGUGCUGAAACUGUUAACGGUUGUGUGUGAAUGGAGGGCUGUAUACUCAACUGUAGAGCAUCAACACACAGGUGUUAUUCUGUGACACUGCAUGUCAGAAACUGUUGCCCAGAGAAUCCAAAGGAGAACAAUUGAGCCUCAGUAAACAUCUUCCAGUGCCCUGUCAGAGCUGGAGAUUCAUCAGGAGUUGCCGUAGUAUGGACCAGCAGCCUAUCAGUUUUCUCUUUGUUUUGUUUUGUUUUUUUAUUUCUAACCUGGAUUUGAGUUUUCAUCAACAAGUAGUAGUAACUGAUCUUUUGGGCUCAGGUGCAUCUACUUUUAUUUUCUCCAUAUUGUUUGCCUGAAUGAUCCGCAUUAUAACGUUCAUCUACCACAUGGAAAGAUCUUGGCAGUGCUCCUGGCAGUUAUCAUAUGGGAGAGAAACGAUGGGCAUCACAAUGAAAGUAAGACAUAAAGUAAGACAUAUAGGCAUAAAAUCAUGCAUGCACCAUUUCCCACACGUAAGAUUGUGUUUAUAAGACUUCAGAGAAGGUAAACAUGUGGUGUAAACAUAGCUCAUGAAAUAUUAAGGUGGUUGUUUGUGUUUUCAGUCUACACAACAUCCUGUAAAACGACAAAGGCAUAUUUAUAAACUUAAUAUUUAACCAGCUGCUAUUUCUACACCAUGUUUACGCCUGCUCUAAAGUCUUUUAAACAUAACUUUAUGUGUGGACAUGGGUGUAUUGUUAUGUUGGGUCAUAGAUUACUGAUAUACUAAUUACAAUGACAAAAACUGUCAUACUCAAUCACAUGGUAGUUUCCUUGUAUAUCUACAAACCACUAGCAUAACAGCAGUUACUUUGGAUGUAAGUCAGGGCCUCUAAUUGUACCCUUAUAAAGCAUUAUAAGCAUUAACUAAUGGCUUUAUGAAUGGUUAAUAGAUAACAUGUAAGUGCUUCAUAGAUCAGUUUAUCUAUGAAACUUUAGAAGUUGUCAUCUGAGUACCAGCUCCUCAUAAAACCAUCAGUCAAGCUGCUAGCCACUUUCAAACUAAUGAUGAACUCAAUCAGCUUGCACAAUUAAAUCUUAAAACAAUCUCUUAGACAGUAAAAAGUUUUCGAAUGGUAAAUCAGUUGCUAGGAGACAUGUUUCCAAUAAAAACCAAUUAAGUAUAAAACAGGAAGUCACGCAAGGACCACAAUCUGUAUUUGUUACAUUAUAUAUUAUUAUAAUUGUAGUAUAUGUUGUCAAGUUGGGAACUUAAAUUGUUCCAUUAUUCCAACAAUGUUCAAAACCUGAGAA
This is a messenger RNA of Scatophagus argus, 7471 nucleotides long. It is a transcript of the gene vps37c, whose product is annotated as VPS37C subunit of ESCRT-I. Lineage: Eukaryota; Metazoa; Chordata; Actinopteri; Scatophagidae. Gene Ontology annotation, cellular component: ESCRT I complex. The coding region runs from base 1130 to 2200 and encodes 356 amino acids. The transcript is spliced from 5 exons. Gene Ontology annotation, biological process: protein targeting to membrane; protein targeting to vacuole; ubiquitin-dependent protein catabolic process via the multivesicular body sorting pathway. The record is from RefSeq and is a predicted model, not a curated record.